This is a messenger RNA of Cyprinodon variegatus (sheepshead minnow), 2286 nucleotides long. RefSeq names its product contactin-2-like. Gene Ontology annotation, molecular function: cell-cell adhesion mediator activity. The record is from RefSeq and is a predicted model, not a curated record. Gene Ontology annotation, biological process: brain development; cell-cell adhesion. The transcript has 15 exons. The coding region runs from base 70 to 2271 and encodes 733 amino acids. Lineage: Eukaryota; Metazoa; Chordata; Actinopteri; Cyprinodontiformes; Cyprinodontidae.
AAUUUCCCAUUCAGCUACAUUAGGCAGUCUACCUGAGACGGACCUGACGGACCCAGUUGGAGCCAAAGAAUGGAAGUGUUGUUGGCGUUUCUGUUCCUCACUUCUGUCGCUGUUAAGGCAGAUGUGGGAAAUGUGUGUGUAUCAGGUCACGACAGAGGGCCCAUGUUUGAAGAACAGCCCAGCAGUUUAAUUUAUCCAGAGGGCUUGACUGAAGGCAAAAUAACCCUCAGCUGCCAGGCUAGAGCCAAUCCACCGGCAACCUACUCGUGGAAACUGAAUGGCACCCUGCUGGAGCUGGGGUCCAGCCGCUACACUUUAGUGGCUGGCAGCCUGGUGAUCAGCAACCCGGACAGUAUUCAGGACACAGGGUCAUACCAGUGUCUGGCUAAGAACCCGUGUGGGACCAUCAUCAGCCGGGCUGCUAAUGUCAAGUUUGGCUACCUUCAUGAUUUCCCCCCUAACAGCAGGACUUCACAGACGGUAUAUGAGGGUGCAGGGACCGUCCAUGCUUGUCAGCCCCCCCCACAUUACCCAGCUCUGUCCUAUCGCUGGUACUUCAACGAGUUCCCAAACUUCAUUAGGAAGGACGAUGGCCGCUGGUUUGUGUCACAGGUCACGGGGAACCUGUACUUGGCCAAAGCAGAGUUGAAUGAUACUGGGAACUACUUCUGCUUCACUACCAUCAAUCUGGACAUCAGCACCAAAAGCACCUUCAGCAAAGGCAGCCUGCUCACCGUAAUGCCAGACGGUAUGAUCAAUGAGCGUUUGCAUCCUGUCCCUAAGCUUCGAUGGAGGAAGGUUGACGGUUUAAUGCCGUCUAAAGCAGGCUCCUCCUCAGAGAGCCCCACCCUCACCCUACCUGAGCUCUCCUUUGAUGAUGAGGGCAUCUAUGAGUGUGAAGCCUACAAUUCUGAGGGAAAAGACACGUACCAAGGACGCAUCGUAGUGCAAGCUCAGCCGGAGUGGCUGCAGGUCAUGAGCGACUCAGAGGUGGAGAUCAGCUCCGAACUUCACUGGACCUGCUUGGCUGCUGGAAAACCUCGACCCACUGUUCGCUGGAUACGCAACGGAUUGUUUCUUUCCACGCAGGUAAAGACAGGCCAACAUGGCCGCCUGCCUAGAAUCAAAGUGACUCCAGAUGGCACUUUGUGGAUUUAUAACAUCAGCCGGGCAGAUGAAGGGAAAUAUACCUGCUUUGCUGAAAAUUACCUGGGCAAGGCCAACAGUACGGGACAUCUAUCUGUUAGAGAUGCCACCAAAAUCACUCUGGCUCCUUCCAAUGCCGACGUCAACCAGGGGGAGAACGUCACGCUGCAGUGUCAUGCCUCCCACGACCCCACCAUGGACUUGACUUUCACCUGGGCUCUUAAUGGGAUGCCGCUGGACCUGGAGAAAUCAGCUGGGCUGUACCAGCGGGUGGAGGGGAAAGAAAACAUCGGCGACCUGCUGAUCGUAAACGCUCAGCUGAGCCAGGCAGGAAUAUUUACCUGCACGGCUCAGACGGUGGUGGACAGCGCUUCUUCUUCAGCUAAACUGGUGGUCAGAGGGCCUCCUGGACCCCCUGGAGGUUUGCUGGUGAAGAACGUGGCCGAGACAUCAGUGGAGCUGAAGUGGAGUCGCGGCCAUGAUAACCACAGUCCCAUUGGCAGAUACAUCAUAAUGGGUCGAUCGUCACUCUCAUCAGAAUGGAAGAAGAUGAUGACAGAACCAGCAAACAUCGAGGGGAACGCAGAGUCUGCACGAGUGAGUGGACUUAUUCCCUGGAUGGAUUAUGAAUUCCAGGUGAUUGCCAGCAACAUUCUGGGCAGCGGAGAGCCUAGCAUGCCGUCCCACGUCAUCCGCACAAAGCAAGCAGCACCAACAGUGGCCCCUAGUGGACUUGGUGGAGGAGGAGGAAACCCCCAUGAACUGAUAGUUACCUGGACGCCCAUGGCCAGGGAGUACCAGAACGGCGAUGGCUUUGGUUACAUUCUGGCGUUCAGGAAGAAAGACACGGCAGCAUGGUCAGAGGUGCAAAUUCCACACCUGGAGUCCUCUCGAUAUGUCUACUACAAUGAAAGCCUGACGCCAUACACGGCGUUUGAAGUAAGGAUCAAAGCUUAUAACCGUAAAGGAGAAGGUCCGUUCAGUCAGCUCUCAGAGGUCUACUCUGCAGAAGAAGGUGAGUCAUUCCUGUCCUUUUCUUUGCACCAGUACUGGUUUUUAAUUGAGAUCUCUAAUAACAGCAGGGUUGGAUAUUCUUUCUUUCCUAAUUUGAGAGCACAGUUUUAAAUUGUUGUUAGAGAA